CGCCGUUCGUUGAUUGAUCGAUUAGGGUUUUUGUCGGCCGGCAGUUUCAGGCAUGGGGUCUCAUGAGCAAUCAGAGAAGAAAUCGCCUGAGAAAAGUGGUUCGAGCAUUGUGUCUAAGAAGGUCGCGGAGAUCUGGGAGCGAAUGAACGAGGGAGUACCAAAUAAGCGAUUCAAUUUUGUCUCAAAGAGCUCAACCGCUUUGCCCGCGAAAAAUUCAGCUAAUAAUAACAACUGGAGAAGUUAUCUUGGUGUGGAUGCGAAGAAGAAGAAGAAGGAUCAAGAAAUUGUACAAAAGGAAGAUAGUGUUUCGGAUAAUAGCUGUAGCGAGGAGGCUAAAAGCAUUGCUGCAGCCGCUCUAGCAGCUGUCAGAAACGCAACCGCAACCGCUGCAGCUGCUUCGAGCCGAGGCAAGAUUGAGAUAACGGAGGUCAAAGACUUUGCGGGUCAAGAAGUCGAAGUAAAGCGGUUAGUGGAAGCGGAUUCGAAGGAAGCAUUAGAGAAGGGAAACAAAGGGUCUUCCUCUGCUUCCUCCUCGGCCGCAACGACUUCAGCGGUUGAUGCGGUUCUCGAGCAGAUAAAGAAGAAACAGAAGCUGAGCGUUCUGGACAAGACGAAAAAAGAUUGGGGAGAGUACAAGGAGGAAAACAAAGGCGUUGAAGACGAGCUAGAUAAGUACAAGAAGAGCUCGGACAAGUACUUGGACAAAGUUUCGUUCUUGGAGAGAGCUGAUUACAGACAGUUUGAGAAAGAGAGAGACGCUCGUUUAGCUCUUCAGUCCAAGAGAAGACACGAUGAGGCCUGAAUGUGAGAGACUCUUUUAGCGUUCUUCUUCUUCUUCGUCUGCUUCUCUAAACCGAGUUUUGAUCUGCUUCAUUGAUUCGGUGGUUUUCAUCUCCGGCUUGAGUGCGUGCUGAAGAAUGAAGAUCACCCUCUCUUUAGGCUAUGGACAAUGAGAUGGCUACAAGCCAAGGAUUCUGUUUCUAACCAUAUGUUACAUCAAAUGAAACAUCGUUGUGAUUGCAUUCUCGGUUUUUUGCUUUCGUUCGAUUAUUCAAAAGCGUAGGAGUGCUCUUGUAAGUAAUUGAUUUUUCUUGUUUAGUCUUUAUCAAGAAUGCUUUUAAUAAAAAUCAUUUGAGUUCGAUGA
Messenger RNA from Eutrema salsugineum, 1144 nucleotides. Its product is annotated as craniofacial development protein 1. Lineage: Eukaryota; Viridiplantae; Streptophyta; Magnoliopsida; Brassicales; Brassicaceae. The transcript is spliced from 5 exons. Bases 53 to 802 code for a protein of 249 amino acids. The record is from RefSeq and is a predicted model, not a curated record.